UUCCGCCGGCGGUCAAGAUUUGUACGUGAUGUAGACGCGCUGGCUUCAGAGCUUGAGAUAGCGCGUCGUCUGAAAGAAGCAUUACUGGUGAGGUGCUAAAGUACGCGGCUAUAAAUAUCUAAGAUAUAGAGAGAGAGAGCGAGAGCGAGAGUGGACUAGGGAGAAGGGGGGAGGCGAUUUGGUCGGGAGGCACAACAGGUAUGGACUCAACUCUUUGCUUCCACAGUAAAGCAUAAACCCUAGGUGCAAAGGCAAAACCCUAAAUUCAGCGAAGUUUUAGUCGAUUUGAACUUUCAAUUUCGCAGAAAGAUCUAUUUAUAUGUAUGUGUGUGCACAAACGUGUGGCUGUUUUGGGAACAGACUGAAUUAGGGCUUGAGAAGUAUAUGUAUGGCUUCGGGGACAAUUCUGAGUGGAAAUGGAGGGGGUGAAGGUUCGAAAGAGAAGCAGAGAUGGGUCGAAAGCAAAGUGUACACGAGGAAGUCGUUCAAAGGGCUGAAACCCGAGAAGAACAGCAGUUUGGGGCAAGCACAAGCUCCAAGCCUAGCUUCCAAAGACGCCAAUUCGGCUGGAAAUGCUGGGAAUGAUUCCUUGAGAGUGAACAGUUCGCAGCUUCUUGCGGUGGGGAAACAGGGGUUUUCGAGGCAGGAGAACCGGGUGACGAUUAAUUUGGGGUCGGGUUCUAAGGAGGAGAUGCGGGAGCUGAGGAGGAAGCUUGAGGGCGAGCUUGAUUUGGUGCGGAAUUGGAUGAAGAAGAUUGAGGGGAAAGGGGGGGAAGUGAAUGGUGGUGAGAACCAUGGAAGCUUGAAGCGGGUUGGUCCGGAGUUGGGGUCUGGGGGUCGGGCUCCAUUGUCUAGGCCUUUGCACCAGCUGAGCAUUUCGGUGAUAGAGAACAGUCAGGGCAUGAGCGAUAAUGUGGAGAAGGAGAAGAGGACACCGAAAGCCAACCAGUUUUAUAGGAAUUCAGAGUUUCUUCUUGCCAAGGACAAGAUCCCACCCGCUGAUAGUAACAAGAAAUCGAAACAAAAUGGAAAGAAGCAAGGGGGCAGUGAACUGGGACAUGGAUUUGGGUUAGGCAUGUUUUCCAAUCAAGUUUUCAAGAGUUGUAGUGCUUUGCUUGACAAGUUGAUUAAGCACAAGUUUGGCUGGGUUUUCAGUGAACCUGUGGAUCCGAAAGCUCUCUGUUUGCAUGACUACUUUGACAUUAUUAAGCAUCCAAUGGACUUGGGAACUGUGAAAUCUAGGCUGAACAAGAAUUGGUACAAGUCUCCAAGGGAAUUUGCAGAGGAUGUAAGACUUACAUUUAGCAAUGCUAUGACCUACAACCCAAAAGGGCAAGAUGUUCACGUGAUGGCUGAACAGUUAUCAAAAAUAUUUGAGGAGAAAUGGGCCAUUAUAGAGGCUGAUUAUAUGCGAGAGUUGCAACUGGCAGUGAACUAUGAAGUGGGGUUACCAACCCCAACCCCUACAUCAAGAAAGCUUCCUUCACAUCUACCACCUGCAGCGGAUAUGAGAAAAAUUUUAGAUAGGUCAGAAUCAAUGAUAAACCCUGUCAUUCAUAGAACAAAAUCCAUGAAUUCUGCACAUUCUGGUCGGACCCCAGCCCCAAAGAAGCCAAAGGCUAAAGAUCCAUAUAAGAGAGAAAUGACAUACGAGGAAAAGCAGAAGCUUAGCACAAACCUGCAGAAUUUACCUUCUGAUAAACUGGAUAAUAUUGUCCAGAUAAUUAAGAAGCGAAAUACAUCACUGAGCCAAAAUGAUGACGAGAUUGAAGUGGAUAUUGAUAAUGUUGAUACUGAAACUCUUUGGGAGCUUGAUAGGUUUGUAACAAACUACAAAAAGAGUUUGAGCAAAAACAAGAGGAAAGCUGAACUUGCCAUUGAAGCCAGAGCACAAGCAGGACUAAAUGUCCGGGAAGAGAACCCAGCCGCUCCCAUGUUCAAGGCGCCAAAAGAAACCAAACCAGCAGGGGAAAAGAGUGUCUCCUCUCCAUCUCUUGUUCAAGUGGAAAAAGAGGGGGAUAAUGCAAAUAAAUUAAGCAGCUCCAGCAGCUCUAGUAGUGAUUCUGGAUCCUCUUCAAGUGAUUCUGAUAGCGAAAGUUCCUCUGGCUAUGGAUCUGAUGCGGGCCAUUCACCUAGGUCUCCAGAAUGAAAUUCAGAUCCUGCUGAUUAAGUGAUGAUGACAUGUUUUCAUCAUGUAUGCAAAGUUUUAAGAUGGUGACGUUGCAUUUCUGAGUCAGUGGUAAAAUAUCUAACCCUCCCCACUGUUAGUCCUCCGCAGUUGGCUGUAUUCAUGGUCACGGGCAGUUGGAUGUAUUCACGGUCACAGGUUUGUGUAAUAAUGGUGUAGUUGGUGAUGACUGGGUACAUAGGUUUAGUUGUGACACAUCUGUAAAUUGCUAACAAUUGCUACUCAGUUAUUAAUGUUUUUGUGCCUGGUGAGUCGGAGCAUAUUCUUUGAUGUUGCAAACACUCUUGUAACUGUAGUAUCUGAAGUCUCAACUGUUGAUACCAUUAUGUUCGCUAGGUCUCAGUAGACUAGUUGGGUAGUAUGCAUUUUCAUGUAUAUGAUUGUUAGCUGAAUAUGUAGAAAUGAGCAAACAGGAUGGUUAUGUAGUAUAUGUACUUUUGUCCUUUGCAACAUCAAUUCAUCAUGAUAGAGUUCCGCAGAAACUGGCUUUUAUCU
This is a messenger RNA of Diospyros lotus (date-plum), 2683 nucleotides long. RefSeq names its product transcription factor GTE4. The transcript has 5 exons. Gene Ontology annotation, molecular function: protein binding. NCBI's taxonomy places the organism in Eukaryota, Viridiplantae, Streptophyta, Magnoliopsida, Ericales, Ebenaceae. The record is from RefSeq and is a predicted model, not a curated record. The coding region runs from base 389 to 2149 and encodes 586 amino acids.